Molecule: messenger RNA, 1731 nt
Organism: Fundulus heteroclitus (mummichog)
Lineage: Eukaryota; Metazoa; Chordata; Actinopteri; Cyprinodontiformes; Fundulidae
Gene: utp3
Product: UTP3 small subunit processome component
Exons: 16
Coding region: 189-1592 (467 amino acids)
Biological process (GO): maturation of SSU-rRNA from tricistronic rRNA transcript (SSU-rRNA, 5.8S rRNA, LSU-rRNA)
Cellular component (GO): small-subunit processome; nucleolus
Source: RefSeq, a predicted model, not a curated record
GAUCCAAACCGUAGAAGAAGAAACCACGGAAGCACAUGUUUACCAGCGACGGGACGCAAACCUUUGAAUCUCUUAUGGAUAUCUGAACGUAGUUACCUUUAGUGCGGGGUAUUAACCUUGUGUUUGACUGCAUGAGACAUCGAACUGUUUUAUUUAAUUGAAGUGCAGCUCAGAUCCAACUCGGCACCAUGGUCCGAGCAAAACGAGCUCAACAACAGAGGAGGCCUAGAAAGGUGGAACAGUAUGAUGAAGAUGACCCUGAAGCCUACAAACACAUGCCUGUUCCCGAUAAGAAGUCGUCGGAGUUCAUCAAGGACAAGAUCGACGAGUUUCAUGAUCAGAAGAUCGCGAAACUUCUCGCUCGCGGGGUUCAGGUGGAGAGCGACGUGGAGGAGCUAGACGAUGAGGAGGAGGUGAUGGCUCUGGACGACUCAGAGUCCGAGGAAGAAGAGGGGACAGAUAUGGAGAGUGAUCUAGAAGAGAAAAAGGAGGAGGAUCUUCCUAAUGAAAUGGCGUGGGGAACCAAGAAGAAAAUGUUCUACAACUCGGACUAUCUCGCCACCAAGGGGAAGUCACAGGAAGAGUUGGACGCAGAGGAAGAGGAGGAGGAGGAAGAAGCAAAAAACAUCCAGAAACGUCUAGCUGCGAAUCUGAGCGAGGAGGAUUACGAUUUAAACUUUUUUCAGGAGUUCGCUGUGGAGGAGAAGGAUGAAGACAAACCUGUGGAGAAACAGGAGAAAAUUGUGAAGGACUUGAAGCAGAUGUCUCAGAAGGAGAAGAUGAAGCUUUUGAGGAAAGAUUCGCCAGAGCUGCUUGAGCUCAUUCAGGACUUCAAGGCAAAGCUCACUGAGCUGAAGGACGAGCUGCAGCCCCUCAUGCAGAUGGUCAAAGAUGGUGCGAUCCCUGCAGGAAAGGGGGCGGAUUACCUGAAGACAAAACAGCAACUUUAUCUCAAUUACUGCACCAACAUCAGCUUCUACCUGGUGCUGAAAGCAAAGCGGAUCCCCGCACACAACCACCCUGUGAUCGAACGGCUGCUCGCCUACAGAAACCUCAUCAAUGAACUGGGCACAGUAGAUGCUCGUCUGGCUCCAGAGCUUCGUCAACUUCUCACCGGAGGGGAGAAAGACAAACGUUUGAGCAGCCCAGCAGAAGGGAGGAACACCAGAACGCCAAGUGAAAAGGAAAAGGACGCUGGAGAAACUCUACCCGAGAGCGGCGACUCGGCGGACUCGGACUUGGACGAGGAGGCGGCUCUGCGUUUCUACAAAGAAGUGGAGGAACGGGUGAAACUGAAGAGGAAGAGCAAAAACCCAGAAGAGCUGGAGGGGAACGACGAGGGCGAGGCGGAUGAAGAGGUGGAUCUGGACGCCAAAAGAGGAAUCACUUACCAGAUGGCCAAGAACAAGGGGCUGACGCCCAAGAGGAAGAAGAUUGACCGUAACCCCAGAGUCAAACACAGAGAGAAGUACAGACGGGCCAAAAUCCGCAGAAAGGGACAGGUGCGAGAAGUCCGUCGGGAGGAGACGCGGUACGGAGGGGAGGUGUCUGGCAUCCGGGCCGGUGUCAAGAAAAGCACCAAGCUUAAGUAACCAGGAGAGUCCAGAGUGUGUUGUUGUGUUGCAGCCGAGGCAGCGGGCUGCACCUGUGUGCCUUUAUGAUCGGUCACCAGUCCUGAAAUCAUGCUGCGCUUUUCCUGAUAACGUGAAUAAACAUUCAAAGAUCACUGAC